GGCCCCCAGUGUUAGCAAGGAACUGGAGUUCUUUGCUUAUUACCUGUCUCCCCUCCUCCUCUUCCUCCUCCUCUCCUUCCUCCUCCUCCUCCUCCUUCCCUUUCCUGUCCUCCUGUUCCUCCUCCUCUUUUAUUUCUUUUCCUCUUCCUCCUCCUUUUUUAAAAAAUCACUUGAAUGGUUGCUGUGCAGUAGUUGAUUGGUUAAGUUACCAUCACGACCCUUUAAGAAGAAAACAUAUAAUUCUAGUAAUUUUAUUGGGCUCAGGUUUCAGGCAAAUGGAAACAAAAUUGCCUCUAAAAAUAAAAGACAAACACCGAACUGACUAAAACAAUAAUAAAAAGCCUCCUUUCCCUUGAGUUCAGUAGCAAGUCAUUUUGUGAAAUAUUAGAUAGAAAAAGAGUGGGGGGAUGUGGAGAGACCCAGGAGAAAAGAGGAAAGAAAAACAACUUUAACACCCUUGCUUUCAUUUCGGCUCUACCCUUCCCAAAGAGCUUAAUUUACGUGUUCGACAGGGAAGCAGAAAGCACCAGUGGUGAAAUCGGUCCUUGUCCGGAGCUUAACAGUACAGGUGGAGGAAGGGGGCUGUCUGCCAAAUACUUCUGGUUGGAGGGAGGGGUGGGAGUGCUCGCUCCAAACCACUCCUGGAAUGGCUUAACGCGCCCAGCGCGAAUCAAUGACAACCUCUCUCGCCGGCUGCGGCAGGCUCCCCGAGCAGCGCUGCUGCGUGGAUUCCCAGCCCGGGACCCUGGCGGCGCUCAAGACACGGCCCGGGCACCAGUGCGGCGACCCGAGAGCGGCCAGGGCUCUGGCUGAGAACAUGGCCAAUGGCAUUGACGAGCUCAUCGGCAUUCCCUUCCCCAACCACAGCAGCGAGGUGCUGUGCAGUCUCAACGAGCAGAGGCACGCAGGGCUGCUGUGCGACGUGCUCCUGGUGGUGCAGGAGCAGGAGUACCGCACACAUCGCUCUGUCCUGGCUGCGUGCAGCAAGUACUUCAAGAAGCUCUUCACAGCCGGCAGCCUAGCCAGUCAGCCCUAUGUCUAUGAGAUCGACUUCGUGCAGCCCGAGGCUCUGGCCGCCAUCCUGGAGUUUGCCUACACCUCCACACUCACCAUCACUGCCUCCAAUGUCAAGCACAUCCUCAAUGCUGCCAGGAUGCUAGAGAUCCAGUGCAUCGUGAAUGUGUGCCUGGAGAUCAUGGAGCCCAGUGGCGGUGGAGGUGAGGAGGAUGACAAGGAGGAUGAUGAUGAUGACGAAGAUGACGACGAUGAAGAAGAUGAAGAAGAAGAGGAAGAAGAGGAAGAAGAGGAUGAGGAUGAUGAUACAGAGGACUUUGCUGACCAAGAAAACUUGCCCGACCCCCAGGACAUCAACUGCCACCAAAGCCCCUCUAAAACGGACCAUCUCACGGAGAAGGCCUAUUCAGACACACCCAGGGACUUCCCUGAUUCUUUCCAGGAUGGCAGCCCUGGUCAUCUGGGUGUGAUUCGGGACUUCUCCAUUGAGUCUCUGCUAAGGGAGAACCUGUAUCCCAAAGCCAACAUCCCUGAUAGGAGACCCUCCUUAUCUCCAUUUGCCCCAGACUUCUUCCCACACCUCUGGCCAGGGGACUUCAGUGCCUUUGCCCAGCUGCCUGAGCAGCCAAUGGACAGUGGGCCACUGGAUCUGGUAAUCAAGAACCGGAAAAUCAAGGAGGAGGAGAAGGAGGAGCUCCCCCCACCCCCGCCACCACCCUUCCCUAGUGACUUCUUCAAGGACAUGUUCCCUGACCUGCCUGGGGGGCCACUGGGCCCCAUCAAGGCAGAGAACGACUAUGGUGCCUAUCUUAACUUCCUGAGUGCCACCCAUCUGGGGAGCCUUUUCCCACCCUGGCCACUGGUAGAGGAGCGCAAGCUGAAGCCCAAGGCCUCUCAGCAGUGCCCCAUCUGCCACAAAGUCAUCAUGGGGGCCGGGAAGCUACCACGGCACAUGAGGACCCACACCGGGGAGAAGCCAUACAUGUGCAACAUCUGCGAAGUCCGCUUCACCAGGCAGGACAAGCUGAAGAUCCACAUGCGGAAGCACACGGGGGAGCGACCCUACCUGUGCAUUCACUGCAACGCCAAGUUCGUGCACAACUACGACCUCAAGAAUCACAUGCGCAUCCACACCGGGGUGCGGCCCUACCAGUGCGAGUUCUGCUAUAAGAGCUUCACGCGCUCCGACCACCUGCAUCGCCACAUCAAGCGCCAGAGCUGCCGCAUGGCCCGGCCCCGGCGCGGCCGCAAGCCCGCCGCCUGGAGGGCUGCCAGCCUGCUCUUUGGGCCCAGCGGCCCCGCGCCGGAAAAGGCGACCUUCGUGAUGCCGCCCGCACUGGGCGAGGUGGGCGGCCACCUGGGCGGGGCGGCCGUGUGCCUCCCGGGGCCCAGCCCCGCCAAGCACUUCCUGGCAGCGCCCAAGGGCGCCCUGAGCCUGCAAGAGCUCGAGCGCCAGUUUGAGGAGACGCAGAUGAAGCUGUUCGGGCGCGCGCAGCUGGAGGCUGAGAGGAACGCGGGGGGCCUCCUGGCCUUUGCGCUGGCUGAAAAUGUGGCCGCUGCGCGGCCCUACUUCCCUCUCCCCGACCCCUGGGCUGCAGGCUUGGCCAGCCUCCCCGGGCUCGCCAGUCUCAACCACGUGGCCUCUAUGUCUGAUGCCAACAACUAGGCUGGCCCUGGUAGACCUUUCCCACCAGCCCCAUCCCCUCUUACCACGCCUGAGCUGCCCCAACCAGCGGCUGUGAACAUCACGCUUUACAAACACAAUGGGAAAAGAAACAAUAUAAAUUAGCAGCCUCGUAUUCCACGCCUCCGAAGGCAGCACCUCCCUUUUGCUGCUCUCAGAAAUGGGUUUCACCUCCUAAUGGGUCUGGAGCCUGAAGCCUCCUCUCUCUGGCUGUUUCUCUGUGUUACACAAAAACUUACAGAACCCAGGUUUCAGCAGAGGGCCAUAUGUUGGUGCCCAGAGCAUCGUGGAACCCUGGGAUCUAUACAGAGGGGAUUGUUCCUCCUGGAGGUGGGCAGGAUGGAGGAAGAACAAGGCUAGGGUCCUGAGUACACAGCUUGGUUGAGCCCCACUGUCCGAGGGGAACCACUUCCAUCACUGCUCUGGGGCUCAUUUUCCAGUGCCCUGAGGUCUGAGGUCUGGUAUCCUUUAGAACAGUUACCAUAGAAAGAGGUCCCAUUGACCUGGAGACACCCAAGGACAAGGAGCCAAUCAUUGGAGUCUGAUCUGUGUUCCCCUUGCCCGUCCUAUGAUCUAGAACUGGUCAGCCCUCUGUCUGUGCCUCUGUGUCACCUACUAUGAAGGGGUUUGGUAAUUUAGAUUCCCCUCACCCAGCUCCUGUACCUAUGUACAUCUGUCCUCUAAGGAGGAUCCUGGAGAGGUGGGAACUUUGCAUCUCCAGUUUUCCUGGAUAAAGUUUCUCUAACUGGGUACUUGGUUUUAUUACUUCCACCUCCAUUUUGAACAUUAUUACAAGCAGGAAAUGUGACCAAACUAGACAAGGGGAGGCUAUGGGGAGGGUGGACCACUUGUCUAUGGCCCACAGGAAGCUCAGGGGGACUCCACGCUGCCCCAUUUCCUGCAAGCUUUGUUUGGUCUGCACUGCUGGGAACACUGGUCAGCUUUGCCCCCUCUUACUUACCAUCUUCAGUGUUGGACAGAGUUUCUUGGGGUUCCUGGGGCCAAUGUCAAAGGGACAAGGCCAGAUACUUGCACCUGACAACCGUCUCCCUUCCCCCUGAUUUCAGAGCAACAAAGCACCUAGUUACUCAGGCUUCAUGGGUUUGCUUCUCAAGGUGGGGUUCCUGCUGGCCCCCCCUUUUCAGUGUUUCAGCCUCUCCCCAUCCCUUUCCUCCACCCUCCAGGGAUGAAGUUCAGGUAUUUGGUUUUCCUCUUGGCAGAAGGGCCCAGCGUGCGGGCGCAGAGGUUUGAGGUUUGAAGGGCCUUGUGUCUGAGGACAUACACUGGCCUGGUCAGAAGUUGGUGGCAGGUCCUGGAAGGAAGACAGUUGUGCUGGCCCAGUGCCUUCCUGACUGUACUACUCUUUUCUUCCCUCCCUCCUUUUUCUAGCUGAGUCUGCUUUGACUGCUCAGUGUCCUGGAGAGGAAAGUGCACCUGCCCAAAGAGUCCAGGACUGGAGUCCCCGGCCCCAAGCUGUGGCACAAGAGCUUGGCUCUUCUUAUUGCCUUGGCUUUUUUUCUGAGCAAACACAAAAAACAAAAAGGCCAGAGAAGACCACAGACUCUGUCCCUCUCACAGCUCCCCAGAAGAGACUCCCUGAGUCCCCAUGUCAUCAGAUGCCAUUUCAGCCAGGUGGAAACCUUCAGACACCCUCUACGGUGACCUGCCUGGGUAGCCACCUCUUAGAUUCUUGUCUCCAUUUCAGACUCUUGCUUCUGGGACCCACCAGCCAACAUGCCCAUGCUUCCACAUCACCAGGGGACUGGGGCUGAUCUCAACUCACAAAGACAAAAUGAACAAAGUGGAAUCCAGUGGUAUUGGGGCUUUUGUUUUUAUUUUGUAAAGGUAAUGACUUCUUAUAAACUCCAAUUUUCAGAUGUCUGGUUAGUUCUUUUUUUGUUCUUUCUUGGCUGCAGUUUGGAGUUGUACAUUGUAAAAUAUCCAAAGAUGUUCAGUACUGUAUGAUCAAGAACUUGAAGCAAAUGGGGAUGUGGGGGGAGGGGUGCCUGUUUUAUUUUGUUUCAAUUUUCUUUUUGAUAUUUCUAAUUUCCCUAUCUGUCUGUGGGAGAACUUUGGAAUUUUUUCUAUUUAUGACUCUUUUUAUGUGAUUGCUCUAUGUAAAAAUGACACUCAACAAAGUUUGCCUUAGUGAUUCAAGGGACAAUCUUCCAUAACUUUGGUUGCACGCAGCAUCCUGCCAAGAAACUCUCAGCUAAUUUUCUGGCCUAUUUAUUAAACAGUAUUAACUGACUUGUUUAAAUCA
Cavia porcellus (domestic guinea pig) is the source of this 4961-nucleotide messenger RNA. RefSeq names its product zinc finger and BTB domain containing 7C (gene Zbtb7c). Gene Ontology annotation, biological process: regulation of transcription by RNA polymerase II. The coding region runs from base 674 to 2680 and encodes 668 amino acids. The record is from RefSeq and is a predicted model, not a curated record. Lineage: Eukaryota; Metazoa; Chordata; Mammalia; Rodentia; Caviidae. The transcript is spliced from 3 exons. Gene Ontology annotation, molecular function: RNA polymerase II cis-regulatory region sequence-specific DNA binding; DNA-binding transcription factor activity, RNA polymerase II-specific; protein binding.